Dibothriocephalus latus is the source of this 297-nucleotide messenger RNA. Lineage: Eukaryota; Metazoa; Platyhelminthes; Cestoda; Diphyllobothriidea; Diphyllobothriidae. The record is from the annotation of a GenBank genome assembly.
AUGUCGGUUCGAAAGGAACUACGGGGCAGCGAGGAAACUCUCAAAACGCCAGUUAUUUUUACUACCAAGGCGGACAUUUGGCCCCCAUUUCAAAUGAACAUAAUUAGCGGGAUGGAAUCCUUGGUUGAGCUACCCAGCAUGUCAACCACAGCAGGAGCGGUCAACACGACAACGGACGUCAAAAGGCAGGCUGAAGAAGAGGAAGAGAAGGAAGAUAACAAAGAGGAAGAGUGUGGACGCGAGGCAGUGUCAAGUAGAAAACGGAUAACCUAUCCAUUUGAUGGUGCGUUGCAUUAA